AUGGACUCUGAGGUUGUGGCAAGCAGGCUUGUUGAUGCACUUUCACAUCUAGUACAGCUUCAGACUACGGGGGAGACACUCACAUGCACGCAACCGAAAGUUGGUCCACCGCACGUGUCGCUAAUACUUUCUCUUCUCAGCUCAACAGCAUCGCAAAGCGUUGAAAAACGGAUUCAUGACAUCUUUGAAAGAAUCGCAACUCCAGGUGUUGUCCGCUUUGACAACUCUCAGGUGCCCUCAUCAUCUGCUGCUACGUCUGAGCCUCCCUUUGUUUCUGCGUUGAGGUUUAUUGCCAGGAAACAAAUACCAGCUGUUUGGGCACACGGCGAGACGCUUGCAUGUGUUUUCGAAGGCCAAGUGUGGAGUGAGCAAGAAUCUAUUCGAUCCUGCGGCAUGCGAAUGCUUUUUGAAGUGUUUUUGUUAGUCCCUCGAAGCAGGAAAAAGAUAUUGAGAGCUAUUCUUGUCGCUCUAACGAAUGAGGAUACUCCGCAACUAGUGACCGAUGCAUUCUGUCACUUGCUGGAACAAAUAUGCGGGGCGCGGGAGACUGCCAUUCAUCUGCGUGCCUAUGCAUUGGAUUUGCACGCGUUACUUAACUUUGCGGAUGCCAUACCUAUGCGCGCGGAUUGGAGGGUUGUUACGGCUAUAGCAAGACUAUCAGUUGACAAUCCGCAGCAGUCUGACCGCGUGAUAUCAUUCUUGCGAAAGGCUGCGGGCUCCAGGCUUUUGAAACUCCAGCGCAUUGCUGGCGCUGGCUUUCUUGCGCUGAUUGAACAUGACGCAAUACCCGAAGAAACACGAGAGGAGGUGCUUAUUGCUUUUGCGGAUAUCCUCGCACUCUCAGAGACUCCUUUGAGAAACUAUCUCAUUCAAAUGAUGCUUGAAUACGUGGAUAGAAAUGGUAGCCAUCCACCUCGUAUUCGAGCGAUUGCCGAUAUAGUUGUGCAGCACGUGCGUAACUCUUCGAUGGAGUGUUCCUUUUGCGAUCGAAAAUCGAUGCAAGCGGCAACUGGGAAAGGAACUGAAAAGCCCGUUGCUUUUGGUCAAUCGACGUUUCUUGAACCACACUUCGGACUAUGCUGUAGCGGCUUCGAUGCUGCACUUCUUAUGAGACUGUGUCGAAGGAUUGGAGCUCAUCAUUCACCAUUAGCGAGCUUUUAUUGGGACUUUGGCGAAUAUUUAUGUGAUGUCAAACAGGUCCUCAAAGACAUAUAUUCGAAACCGGAGAAACAGGGUUCAACGAUUGACAGGGUUACAAAAGUAUGUGAAUUGUAUCAAACUAGGAUUUGUAGCGAUACUAGUCGAUCAAGUGAACGCUAUUUGUCAGGCUAUGCAGUAUGUCUGCUCAUUCGCGCUGUUGAGGAAUCGAACAAUCGCUCUGAAACGUCAUCCCGCCACAAUAAGAGAUACGCGAGAAGCAAUGGCUCAUUUGCAGUUCUAGGAUCUGUGUCAGCACGAGAAGCUGUAGCCAUGGGACUGUCUGAAGCUUUCAAAAACAACAUCACCGGUGCCGUGUCAUUCAAGGAGUGUAUAGAAGGAAUGCGAUGGCUGGCGAAUGCCAGUGCAAAUGUCCUGCUUAGACGAAUUCUGUUUCGCGAAUUCAUGUCCAUUGUUGGCAGUAGGAUAAGACAACCGGCCUUGCUACCACGAUUGACCUUGGAGGAAACUGAAACGUUUGCAGGCCUCAUCAAGAAUUGGUUUAUUUCCACUUCUCCAUGGGCAACGACUGAAUCGGAACAUAGCCCAGAGUCUCCUUGCUCUGCGAAUGCGCACACGAGGGCAGAAGACUGGCAAGCUACUCUGUUGUCAUCAAAGAAGCAGUCGUCCUUCAGUGCCCAUCCAUGGGAUUGCAAAGAAUGUGUCGAUGUGGCAACACACAUCUUAUCCGAAGCGGGCAUUGCCGAAAUCCAAUCAGCCUGGGACUCUGAGACUGCUGUCUCACAACUUACAAAGCUUUCAACGUCUCUGCGACUGUCAAUACGAUCAUCAUGUAUGACACUUCUUAUCAGGACGAUACAAGACUGGAGCCCCGCCGACCGACUUGCGUUGCUGCAUAGUAUCCUGCAAGCGGCUAGACCACUAGAAAUUGUUGAAGCGGCAAGCGAUUCGACAAAUCACGCACAAGGGAGCGGAAAGCAAACCGACUCCGAAUUUGAUACUUCGGAAUGCAAUCCAGCUGUCAAGGAAAUCCACUCUAAGGAUAUGGAUUGCAACUCCCAAGUAAAUGGUAGCCACUCGCCGGAAGGUUUGAAGAUUCUGCAGUCGACCACUGUUCUCUCCAGAGUGUUUCGCUUGGAAUUUCAACACGGUAUUAGUGUAGCCCUCACCCUUUCUUACUUCGAUUUGUUUAUUUGGCUGCGAAAAGAGGCGGGGGACGACUGCGAAAGUGAAAAGCAGACAAGGGCGAUUAUCGUCUCAACCAUGAGCGGGCUCCUGCGUGACUUUUCUAUCCGGCAGUCAACGGUGCUUCGACGAAUGUUGUCAUUGCUAUUGGAUUGCUUUGAUGUUUUGCAAGGAAUAGAAUUUGCGACAGUCGUCGUUCGCUGUUUGAGGGACGGGAUCGCUCUUGACGAUCGCCGCGGAGAGGUCAUAGGUACCAUUGGGACCCAAGAUUUCGAUGCCGAUAUCAUAGAAGAAGCGAUCAAUUUGGAUAUCGAAAUGCGAGGGAUUGACAACACCAAUGUCUGCCGUCCCAAACAUCAAGAUGCAGGUCAUCUCUCUCUAACAAACAAACAGAAUUUAGGUUCAGAGCAAGACGAAGCAGGCCCUGACACCGACUCAAUUAGAACGCUCUGCCUCGGCGAAACAGAAGACAAUGCCGUCAUGUCCAUCUUUUGUGUGUUGGAGUACCUUAGUCGCACGGUUCGACACGUCCUCGAGCGCCGAAGACGGACAAAAUCAAAGUCAUAUGUUCCCCCUGAAAGCGAAUUAACUUCAACGCGAGGUGUCGUGGGUGCUCUUAGAGAGCUGUUUGUCGCGCCGUUCAUGAGAUUUUCAGUUCCUAAGACAAAUCAGACCAUGUUGCUGUUGUGGAGACGUUUGGGUGUCAUCAUGCAGAGUCUCACGGAAUUCGUCGAAAUCCAGAUACGGCUGCUACCAACACACAUGUGUGCGCAACAAGAACCGGGACAUCCAUUUCGCGGGCUCCUCGACCUUGUGCAGGAUGUGUUGAAACUGCUUUUCGAGGAGGGCCACCUAAAGUGGACUUUGUCCUCGCCGCAACUCAUCGAACAACGACCACGGAGUGUGUUAUUGCAAGAAAGACUAGACGCCACAGCCACCGCUUUUGUCCUCUGCCAUGAGAUCGAAGCAUCCCCUAGUCUGACGGGGAUUCUACUCUUGCUCCAAGAGCGCGUGAAAGAUAUCGGUUCCCUAAAGCGCAAUGCGAAUGAAAAAUCUAAGAAUUGGGUUGGUGUUCACGUGCGACCUGAUUUUCAGUCGAGGCCGAAAAAGAGAGCGCACUUCAGGUCCCGUAAUAGAUACGUCGACGGAUGGCUACGGGAGGAAAACGGAGAUGACAACUAUGUGGACCUGGAGGAUUUUAUUGUUCCUCUUGAGGGCGAUACAACCUGA
Molecule: messenger RNA, 3573 nt
Organism: Chondrus crispus (carragheen)
Lineage: Eukaryota; Rhodophyta; Florideophyceae; Gigartinales; Gigartinaceae
Exons: 1
Coding region: 1-3573 (1190 amino acids)
Source: RefSeq, a predicted model, not a curated record